Molecule: messenger RNA, 1014 nt
Organism: Penicillium macrosclerotiorum
Lineage: Eukaryota; Fungi; Ascomycota; Eurotiomycetes; Eurotiales; Aspergillaceae
Product: Amidohydrolase 2
Exons: 1
Coding region: 1-1014 (337 amino acids)
Molecular function (GO): hydrolase activity
Source: RefSeq, a predicted model, not a curated record
AUGCUGACCUCUAGUCAGCCCUGUUCCAAUGUUCUAGGAGGCUCGCCGCGACUAUCUCUCGCGGCCGUACCCUCCACUCGGAUUGACCAACGUGCAAUCCAUGCUGUCACUGCCAGUGUCACGGCCAGUGCCAGCCAGCCCUUGAGACAAAGAAUCCCUCCCCGUUCAUGGGAUAGCCAUAUGCACGUCGUGGAGCCGCAACGAUUUCCCGUCUGCCCAAGUGCAGUCUAUCAGCCAGAGGUUCAUACACUUGCCGAUGCCCUUAGCUUCGAGUCGGCUUUAGGGGUUGAGAACCUUGUUUUUGUUCAACCUUCUAUCUAUGGAACUGACAACUCCUGCCUACUGGCUGCCCUGGAGAAGCUCGGCGGUGCUCGUGGACGUGCAGUGGUAGUUGUUGACCCCGAAAAUAUCCAGCAAGAGACCCUGGACCACUGGCAUACCCUCGGCGUCCGUGGUCUCCGAGUCAACUUGCAAUCAGUUGGCAAGGUGAUGGAUCAAACCGAGCUCGAAGAGACUCUCCUUCAACAUGCCAAGAUAGCACGGACCCGAAAUUGGAUCCUCGAGGUUUAUGUUCCUCUCAAGAUGAUCCCCAUGUUGGAAUCUGUCGUCCCCCGUCUCGGCGUGUUCCUUUGUAUCGACCAUUUCGGAAGCCCCGAGCUGUCGUCUCUCUCAUGGACCACCGACAACCAACCCUUCGACCCCUAUACCCUACCCGGCUUCAGCUCGCUGAUUUCCCUGUUGCGUGCCGGCAAUACCUACAUCAAAUUGUCUGCGCCUUACCGCCUCACCAAAGACCAACAGAUGCGUGAUCUGAAGGCGAUGGCUCAAGAGUUCCUUGCGGCAGCGCCGCAUCGCGUCAUCUAUGCCACAGACUGGCCCCAUACACGUUUUACUGGUGUCGAUAUCAGUCCAUUUACCGAAUGGUGCUUGGACAUGUGCGCCCAUGAUCCCGAGCUGGCGGAGAAAUUGUUUCGGAGUAACACCGAGCAGAUGCUGAAGAUUGGUCAUGACUGA